AUGGUUGAAGAUGGAGUUGUGUUCAAAGGAACCAAAGUUGUAAUUCCAAAUGGUAUGAAAACGGAUAUUAUCAAAGCUAUUCAUACUGGACAUCAAGGAAUUCAAUCUUGUUAUCAAAGGGCAAGAGAAUCCUUGUACUGGCCCAACAUGUUUGAAGAUUUGAUUGACUUCAUACGAUCAUGCACAGUAUGCCAAAGUCAGAGCAGGGCAGAAAUAAAAGAACCCAUCAAAAGUAAACAAAUUCCAAUCAGGCCAUGGGAGGUUACAGCAGCUAAUUAUUUCAAGUUCAAAGGCAAAAGUUACCUUGUUCUUGGUGACAGCUACUCUGGUUACUUCGAACUCGCUGAAGUGUCGUCAAGUAGUUAUGCAACUAUCAAACAGUUGAAGUCAUGGUUUGCUGUUCAUGGUGUACCAGCUGUACUGGAAUCAGAUAACAUGCCUUUCAAUUCAGCAGAGUUUAAAACAUUUUCAAAACGAUGGGGAUUUGAACAGUCCAUAUCCUCUCCAAACUUCCCAAGAGCAAACGGAUUGGCAGAGAGGUUUGUUCAGACAGCGAAAAACUUGGUCAGGCGAUGUUAUCAAGACGGAACAGAUUUAUUUGAAGCUCUGUUGAAUCAUAGAAAACACUCCACGAUCACCAGAUCUAGGUUCUCCAGCACAAAGGCUAAUGUCUAG
Messenger RNA from Homalodisca vitripennis (glassy-winged sharpshooter), 675 nucleotides. RefSeq lists its product as uncharacterized. NCBI's taxonomy places the organism in Eukaryota, Metazoa, Arthropoda, Insecta, Hemiptera, Cicadellidae. The record is from RefSeq and is a predicted model, not a curated record. Gene Ontology annotation, molecular function: nucleic acid binding. The coding region runs from base 1 to 675 and encodes 224 amino acids. The transcript has a single exon. Gene Ontology annotation, biological process: DNA integration.